Molecule: messenger RNA, 224 nt
Organism: Ophidiomyces ophidiicola
Lineage: Eukaryota; Fungi; Ascomycota; Eurotiomycetes; Onygenales; Onygenaceae
Exons: 1
Source: RefSeq, a predicted model, not a curated record
CCUGCAAAUGCUAUGUCAAUGGUAACAGAGACGACGGCCGAACUGAAUCGUGCUGCCGACAGCUCGGCGGUGUUUUCCGCUUCGGCAAUGACUGCCUUGCCGGCUCCAUCUCCGAACACCUGUCGAACUUCCGCCGCUGCUGCGGUGGCCAGUCCGACUGCGAUUAUCCAGGCCUUGACGAAGACAAGGAAAACCCCGGCAUCACAACCAUCGUCGUUGUCUAA